This is a messenger RNA of Dovyalis caffra, 705 nucleotides long. The record is from the annotation of a GenBank genome assembly. NCBI's taxonomy places the organism in Eukaryota, Viridiplantae, Streptophyta, Magnoliopsida, Malpighiales, Salicaceae.
AUGGGUGUAUGUAAGGCACCCAUUUCCAAUCUACUCCUCCCUUCACCAACACCACCACCACCUUCACCACCAACUCCAAACCCAAGAGCCACCACUAGGCGCCUUCUCCUAUUCUCCCUUCCUUUAUUUACUGCAGCAACUUCUGCUAAUCUUCUUCCUCUUAGUACUACUGGUACUAAAAUUGCAAGUGCCUCAAGUAGACAAUUAAACUUCAACUCUUGUUGGGCACUAGCAGAGAGCUUUGACCCAGUAAGCCAAGCUGAGAAAGAAGCCAGUGCUAUCAUAUCUAGGAGAGUUUCAGAAGCUGUCGAGUUGUUGGAGAAAGGGAGGGAAUUGCAGGCUCAAGGUAACUUCAAUGAAGCUCUGCUCUACUUCACUAAGAUGGUUGAAAAUUACAAAGAUUUUGCGUUCUCAGACUAUGGAAGAGUGGGGAGAGCAUUGUCUCUUUAUGAGGUUGGGGACAGAGAAGAAGCAAUUGCAGAAAUGGAGGAUGUUUCUAUAUCUUUGAAGGGAUAUCCAGAAAUACAUGCAGCUCUUGCAGCAGCCUUAUAUGCGGACAAGCAUGCCUCAUUACUGGCAGAAAAUCAAUUCACCAUUGCAACUAUGCUUGAUCCUCACUAUACGGACCUGUCGUAUGUUAAAGAAACUAAGCAUUGGCCUCCAAGUUUGGUCAGUUCUUUGCAGCAGUUCAUCACACUUUCAUAG